Messenger RNA from Lactuca virosa, 1390 nucleotides. The record is from the annotation of a GenBank genome assembly. NCBI's taxonomy places the organism in Eukaryota, Viridiplantae, Streptophyta, Magnoliopsida, Asterales, Asteraceae.
CAAUAAUAAUACUUGGUAACACUUGGGAUCCCCAACCAUUUCCUUCACUGUUUCUCCACUGCUACCGUCAUUGGAAAAUGCCGUCCGGUGAGGAUGGCUCCAUCAUCACCUUUCUGAAGAGAGAACUCGAAGCUUCGUUUGUGAAGAUCGAUUCUAUGGAGAAAGAGAAUCAUGAACUAAAACAAGAAAUGGGUCGUCUUAAGGCACAAAUCAACACACUAAAAGCACAUGAUUUAGAGAGGAAAUCGAUGCUAUGGAAGAAAUUACAGAGUUCGAUGGAAUGCGGCAAGGUUAUAGACGAACCAACACAAAAAACCAAGCUUCAAGUUGGGGUACUAGAGGCACCAUUAAAGAAACCAACUUCAAACCAUACAGAAGCAAAUGCGAUUCUACCGAAGCCACCACCUUCUCCACCACAGUGGCUGCAAAAACGAGUAAUAGCACCACCGCCACCACCGCCACCUCUACCUUCGUCUCCGGUUGGAUCAAGAGCUGUAAGACGUGUUCCAGCAGUUAUGGAAUUCUAUCGAUCACUAAUGAAGAGAGACACCCAGAAAGAGAACAAAAAUGGUGCCACAGGGUUCCUCCCAGUUACUUCUCGAGACAUGAUCGGAGAAAUCGAGAACCGGUCUACUUAUCUUACAUCUAUAAAAUCCGAUGUCGAGAAAUACGGCCAAUUGCUUAACUUUUUGAUACGAGAAGUACAAAGUGCAGCAUUUACUGAGAUUUCAGAUGUAGAGGCAUUUGUGAAGUGGCUAGAUGGCGAACUAUCGUGUCUUGUCGAUGAAAGGGCUGUACUAAAGCACUUCCCUCAAUGGCCGGAAAGAAAAGCCGAUGCUUUACGUGAAGCUGCUUUCAGUUACCGAGACCUCAAGAAUCUUGAAUCCGAAGUUUUAGCAUUCAAAAGCAUUCCAAAACAGCCAUUGAUUCAAUCGCUAAGGAAGAUUCAAGCACUGCAAGACAGAGUUGAGUCGAGCAUUAGUGGACUGGAAAGAACAAGAGAAAGUACAAGUAAGAAGUACAAGGAGCUUCAGAUUCCAUGGCAGUGGCUGAUGGACACCGGAGUUGUAGGUCAGAUAAAACUAAGUUCACUGAAACUGGCAAGAGAAUGUAUGAGAAGGAUAGCUAAAGAAUUAAAAAGCAACGAAGCUUCACGCGAGGGAGACCUUUUAAUUCAAGGUGUUCGAUUUGCUUUCCGGGUUCAUCAGUUUGCAGGAGGGUUUGACACAGAGACGAUGAAUGCGUUUGAAGAACUUAAGGAGAUCGGAAGCAGCAUCUACAAUAAGUAGGAGUUAAAGAUGGAUAAAUUAAUUGUAUAAUUUAAUUAUAUGUGUGUGGUUGAAAUGAUAAAAUAUGCUAUCUUGUUUUGACAAUAUAAAUGAAAAGAAUA